Messenger RNA from Lactuca virosa, 309 nucleotides. Lineage: Eukaryota; Viridiplantae; Streptophyta; Magnoliopsida; Asterales; Asteraceae. The record is from the annotation of a GenBank genome assembly.
AUGGCCAUUCGUAUGCCUCAAAUCAUUCAGGCCAAAAAGGUUCUCGGUCGAUCAUUCUCCAAUGGAAGCCGCUCAUCAUCAUCAUCUGUAGAAAUCAUCCCCAAAGGACAUUUUGCAGUUUAUGUUGGUGAUCAAGAAAAAAGACGAUUUGUUGUUCCUUUAUCGUUAUUAGACCAGCUUUCAUUCCAAGAUCUGCUACGUCAAUCAGUGGAGGAAUUUGGUUAUGAUCAUCCAAUGGGUGGCCUCACAAUUCCUUGUCGUGAGGAUGUCUUCAUUCAACUUGCAUCUGGCCUGAUCUGCUCAUUAUGA